UUGAUUCGCAUUUGCUGCAAAGGACUCCAGCUACAGAUGGGUCUUGCCUCCCUUCUUCUGGGGACUGCAGUUCCCAUCCUCCUCCUCCUCCUCCUCCUCUGGGCCUGCCCAGGAUCUCCGUCACACUCCUUUCGAUAUGCCGCCACCGUGGUGUCAAAGCCCAGCGCUGGGCUGCCUCGAUUCACCGCAGCGGAGUAUGUGGAUGACUGUCCCAUCAGUCACUAUGAUAGUCACAGCAAGAGAGAAUUGCCCCAAGCGCUGUGGGGAGAAGACAACUUAGAUGCACACUUCUGGGACACGAGGACUCAGUUUUCUCAGGAGAAUGAGCAGGAGUGCGGCGAAGCACUGGGUAUCUUCCAGGAUCACUACAACCAGAGUAAGCCAUCUCACUCCCUUCUGGAUGUCACCAUUCUGCAGUGGACUUAUGGCUGUGAGCUGAGCGAGGAAGGCCAAAUUAAAGCGUAUGAAAGGUUGGCUUAUGAUGGAGAGGAGGUCAUGAGCUUCAACCUGGAGACUCUCAAAUGGAGGGCAGGAUCCGACUCCAAGUCUCAAGCGCUCAAGAGGCUGUGGGAUGGUGACGCAGCCUACCGCGAAUACCGGAAGCACUUACUGGAGGAGGACUGUGUUGCACUGCUGCGGAAAUACCUGGAUUAUGGGAGGGGGAGUCUGAGGAGGAAAGAACCCCCGGCAGUGAAGGUGCUGCUGCACAAGACAGAGCUGGAGAGCCUGGAGAGCCUCAUGUGCCAGAUCCGUGGCUUCUACCCCAAAGAGCUGGAUGCCAGUUGGAUGAAGGAUGGGGUCAACAUGGAGCAGGAAACCUUCCGGGCCGGAGUUGUCCCCAACUCAGAUGGGACCUACCAUACCUGGCUCAGAAUCAUGAUUGACCCCAAAGAGAGGGGCCGCUUCCGGUGCCAUGUAGAACAUGAUGGCCUCCCUACGCCCCUCGAUGUGGCCUGGGAAGCACCUGCAGCCUCUGCAUCCAACGUGGGACUCAUGGCAGGGGUUAUUAUUGCUGUCAGCCUCUUGGUGGCUGUGUUUGGGAUUACUGUAUAUGUUCACAAGCAGAAGCGUGUGCAAAACAGUGGUGACAUAACGUGUCAUGACCAGACUCAGCUUAAUGGCCUCCUUGCUCAGAAACCCCAGGGUCUGGCAUCUGCAGAAGACUGGGAUCCAGACCACAGCCAAGGCUUGUAGAUUCUUCUUGUACAAUAUUGCCAAAAUCCGACCAUAUCUCUCCGCCUCUACUGCCAAGAUCC
Sceloporus undulatus (fence lizard) is the source of this 1256-nucleotide messenger RNA. RefSeq names its product major histocompatibility complex class I-related gene protein-like. The record is from RefSeq and is a predicted model, not a curated record. The coding region runs from base 37 to 1194 and encodes 385 amino acids. The transcript has 5 exons. Gene Ontology annotation, biological process: immune response. Lineage: Eukaryota; Metazoa; Chordata; Lepidosauria; Squamata; Phrynosomatidae. Gene Ontology annotation, cellular component: external side of plasma membrane.